AUGACGCCGCACUUCCCGGCGGCGGCCGCCGGGUCGCCGCCCCCUGCGAUCCCCUGCUCGCUCCUCCUGCCGCUGCCCUCCGCCUGCCGCUCGUGCUCGCGGCACGUCCCCGGCCCGCCCGGCGGCGCCGCGGCGGGACGCGGCGGCAGCUCCAGCCGGGUGGAGCCUUCUGCACUCCCGCAGGGCGAGAUGCGGCAACUAGUGCCACCACAGGUGGCUUGCGGCCGAAAUGAAAGGCGCGGUAUCACUACCAACGGCAGCGCGCGAUCCCCCAACUCCCUGCGCCGCCGCCUCUCCGCCUCACUUGCCGCAGCCGCCGCCGCCGCGGACGCGCGCAGCAAAGCCACCGGCGGCAGCAGCCCCCGACCACGCGCGACCAGCCAGCAGCUGCCGCCGGCGGCGCCGCCGCCCGCGCUCGCCUGCGCCGCGGGCGCCGCCGACGAGCCCGCUAGCGGCGCGGGGGCGCCACGUCCUGUGGGGGCGGACGACCCGAAUGGCGCCGCUGCUGGGGCGCAGGCAGGGCCCCAGUCCUGCACGCUCAAUGCCUGCUGA
Messenger RNA from Monoraphidium neglectum, 552 nucleotides. RefSeq lists its product as hypothetical. The transcript has a single exon. The coding region runs from base 1 to 552 and encodes 183 amino acids. NCBI's taxonomy places the organism in Eukaryota, Viridiplantae, Chlorophyta, Chlorophyceae, Sphaeropleales, Selenastraceae. The record is from RefSeq and is a predicted model, not a curated record.